AUGUCUAUUUCUUAUACAUCAUCAUCAUCAAGUAAUAUGCCUUCAAUAGGAUCAGAAACACAAGAACAACAUAAUGUUCAAGAAAAAAGUGGAAUGUUACAACAAAAUUUUCAAAAUAUUGAAACAUUACGUAAAAUGUUAUUUGCACCAUCUGAUAAAGAUAAAUUAGCAGCAUUAAAAGCAAUUAUUAAAUUAGAAAAUACAGGAUUAGAUACAUCAGAAUUAUUUGCUGAAAUUGCUAUGAAUGUUGGUAGUCAAGAAAUGGAAUUAAGAAAACUUGUAUGUAUGUAUAUUGUAAAUCAUUCAGAAAAAGAUCCAACAAAUGCAUUAAUGGCAGUUAAUACAAUGCAUAAAGCAUUAAGUUCACCACAUACAUUUAUUCGUACAACUGCAUUACAAUCAAUUACAUCAUUAAGAGUAAGAGAUAUUGCACAAUUAAUGGUUAUUGCUGUUUCAAAAGCAAUAAAAGAUACAUCACCUUAUGUAAGAAAAGCAGCAGCACUUGCAAUUCCUAAAAUUUAUAGUCUUGAUGAAAGAAGAUUUGAUGAAUGUGUUAAUUUAAUUGUUCAAAUGUUAGAUGAUAAAAAUCCAAUUGUUCUUGGUUCUACAUGUUAUAGUUUUCUUCAAGUAUGUCCAAAUAGAUUUGAAUUUAUUCAUAAACAUUAUAUUAAAUUAUGUCAAGCAUUAGUUGAUUGUGAAGAAUGGGGACAAAUACCAAUUAUGACAGUUCUUAUGCAUUAUGCUAGAACACAAUUUACUGAUCCUAAUUUAAUUGAACUAGAUGAAGAACAUGAAAUGGAUAAAGAUUUAACAUUUCUUAUUAGUAGUGUUAGUCCAUUAUUUUAUUCUAUGAAUCCUGCUGUUGUAGUUCAAGCAACAUUAUUAUAUUUCCAUGUAGGACAUCAACAAGAUAGAAUUAAAGCAGCAAGAGGAAUAAUGAAAUUAACAUCAUCAUCUUUAUUAACACAACAAUUUUUAUAUCCAGUUUUAUUAUCAUUAAUUCAACAACAACCAAAUGUUUUUGUAGAUUAUUUAGAAGAUUUCUUUUUAUAUCCAGAUGAUCCUACUGAAAUUUGUGAAUUAAAAUUAGAAAUUAUUACAUUACUUGUUCAAGAAACAAAUUGUCAAAAAAUUCUUGAUGAAUUAAAAGAUUAUACUACAUGGAGUAAUCCACAUAUUGUUACUCUUGCUAUUCAAGCAAUGUCUAGAUUAGCAAUGAUUAUGCCUGAAACAUCAGAAAGAUGUAUGGUUCAAUUAUUACAAUUUAUGUCAAAUAAAAAUUCAGAAAUUGUAGCAGAAGCAGUUAUUGGAAUUAAAAAAUUAUUACAAUUAUCUAAAAAUGGUCAAAAUGAUCCAGAACGUGAUUUAAGAAUUAUUGGUAAAAUGUCUAAAUUACUUAUUGAUAUGAAAAUUCCACAAGCACGUGCAAGUAUUGUUUGGGUUAUUGGAGAAUAUUCUCAAAUGGUUCCUAAACUUGGACCAGAUAUAUUAAGAAUUCUUGCUAAAACAUUUAUUGAAGAAGAUAAAUGUGUUAAACAACAAAUAUUAACUUUUGCAGGAAAAUUAUAUAUUACAAAUAAAGAACAAAGUGAGAAAUUAGUUAGAUAUAUUUUCCAACUUGCUAUGUAUGAUAAUUCAUUUGAUAUUCGUGAUAGAGAAAGAUUAUUAAGAAGAUUCUUAUUUGCUGAAAAUAAUGAACAUUGUAAAGAAUUAUUUAAACAUGCAAAAGAUAUUCUUCUUUCUGAUAAACCAACUCCUGUCAUUAAUGGUUUUAAUCAACAACGUCAAGGAUUAUUAGAAGGAACUUUAUCACACUAUCUAAAUACUAUUAUCAAUGGAUAUACAGAUCUUGAAGAUUUUGCUCUUCAAGCUAGUGAUCCAUCUCUUAGAAAAACAAAUGUUGUUAUUGAAGAAACACCUAAAACUAAAAUAAAGACUGAAAAGAAAAAGAAAGAAAUUGAUGAAGAUGACCUUGAAGGAUGGUUGAAUGGAGAUGGAGAAAAAGGAACUGGAAAGAAACAUGGAGGAAUAUGGGGAACUGAUGUUAGUUCAUCUGAAGAAGAAGAGAGUGAAGAAGAAGAAGAAAGUGAAAAAGAAGACCAAGAUGAAAACGAAGAAAAAGAAGAAGAAAAUAUUGAGGAACAACAAAAAGAAAAUAAUGUAACUAAUGAAGAUGAUUUUGACUGGGAAGAAGCAUUAGGACUUGUUCAAUCUAAUCUUAAUAAAGAGGAAGAUAAAGAAGAAGAAAAACCUAAAGAACAAGAAGAAAUUGCUGAUGAUGCAUUUGAAAAUGAUGGAGAAUUUGUUGUUGAAAAUGGUGAAAAUGAUGAUUGGGGAUUACUUGAAGAUGAAGGAGAAAAUCUACAAGAAAUAAAAAAAGAAGAAGAAGAAGAAAAAGAAAUAAAAAAAGAAGAAGAAGAAAAAGAAAUAAAAAAAGAAGAAAUAAAUCAAGAAAAUAUUAAAGAAGAAGAAAAAGAAGAAAAACAUGAAGAAAUAAAUCAAGAAAAUACAGAUGUUAAUGAUUUUAUAGGAUCAGAUGAACAUCAAAAUGAUAAUCUAAAAGAUUCAGGAUUUGGAGAAUUUUAA
Messenger RNA from Entamoeba dispar SAW760, 2586 nucleotides. RefSeq names its product AP-1 complex subunit beta-1, putative. The record is from RefSeq and is a predicted model, not a curated record. NCBI's taxonomy places the organism in Eukaryota, Evosea, Mastigamoebida, Endamoebidae. Gene Ontology annotation, biological process: vesicle-mediated transport; intracellular protein transport. The coding region runs from base 1 to 2586 and encodes 861 amino acids. The transcript has a single exon. Gene Ontology annotation, cellular component: AP-3 adaptor complex; membrane coat.